This is a messenger RNA of Elgaria multicarinata webbii, 4656 nucleotides long. It is a transcript of the gene CUX2, whose product is annotated as cut like homeobox 2. The coding region runs from base 13 to 4350 and encodes 1445 amino acids. The record is from RefSeq and is a predicted model, not a curated record. The transcript has 20 exons. Gene Ontology annotation, cellular component: nucleus. Gene Ontology annotation, biological process: regulation of transcription by RNA polymerase II. Gene Ontology annotation, molecular function: RNA polymerase II transcription regulatory region sequence-specific DNA binding; DNA-binding transcription factor activity, RNA polymerase II-specific. NCBI's taxonomy places the organism in Eukaryota, Metazoa, Chordata, Lepidosauria, Squamata, Anguidae.
GAGGUCUGCGAUAUGGUGGCUCCUGUCUUUAAAAGUUUCCAGGCAGAGGUGGUUGCUCUUAGUAAAAGAAGCAAGGAAGCAGAGGCGGCGUUCCUGAGUGUUUACAAGCAAUUAAUCGAAGCGCCAGAUCCCGUCCCUGCCCUCGAGACGGCGCGGAGCCUCGAAGACCGGCGUCAGCAGCUGCACUGCCUCGGCGCUGAGAACCCGCCUCUGAAGGAGCUGAACAGGCCGUGGAAGAAGAACUCCGAGCACCUGGGCCCAAAAGAGCAAAGAGAGGGGACACCUCUGGCUGGGCUUGCUGUUUCGGAGGGGGCGAGGCUCGCCAGCGUGAAGAGCAAAGUGCUCCUAGCAGAAUCCUUGCUGCAGAGAAAUGAGGCUGAGAAGCAAAAGGGCCUGCAGGAAGCCCAGAUCACCCUGGCCGCUCGGCUGGGGGAAGCAGAAGAGAAGAUCAGGGUCCUCCACUCAGCAUUAAAGGCAACGCAGACGGAGCUGCUCGAUUUGCGGUGUAAAUACGACGAAGAGGCAGCUUCAAAGACGGAUGAAGUGGCCAUGAUUAUGACGAACCUUGAAAAAGCCAAUCAGAGAGCUGAGGCUGCCCAGAGGGAGGUGGAGAGCCUGCGGGAACAGCUUGCCUCCGUCAACAGCUCCCUUCGCCUGGCCUGCUGCUCUCCCCAAGGACCCAGUGGGGAUAAAGUGAAUUACUCUUUGUGCCCGGGGCCGCGGCUAGAGGCAGCGUUAGCCGCCAAGGAUCGGGAAAUCCUCCGGCUUCUCAAAGAAAUCCAGCACUUGCAGAACUCCAUGCAGGAGAUGGAGGAGUCUUCAGCCAACCAGAUUGCAGACCUGGAGCGGCAGUUGGCAGCCAAAAAUGAGGCUAUCGAAAAGUUGGAAGAAAAACUACGCGCUCAAUCAGAUUAUGAGGAGAUCAAGACAGAAUUGAGCAUCUUGAAAGCGAUGAAGCUGGCUUCCGCUAACUGCAGCCUUUCCCAGAGCAUAUCAAAACCCACCGACGCUUUGCUUCUGGGAAAGGACUCUUUCUUCCCGUCUCAGAAGUACCUUUUGGAGAAACCCGGCCUCAUACCCAAUACUGAGGAGGAUCCCUCGGAAGAUGAGUCGGCGAAGGACUCCAUGGGCACUGACCAGUCCUACCCUUCCCCUCAGCAGCUCUCACGUACGCCCAGGGAAGACUCCGCCUCCCCACCCCUCAUCCAGCCGCUGCUGGGCCCCACUGCAGCUCAGGAAGUACCACGGACCUUCUCCCUGUCCCCUUUCCCGAGCCUGAGCAGUGCCGAGCGGAUCCCGUUAGACUCCCUUCUCCCCAAACAGAUGGGGCCUCCUGUGUACAAGAGCGAGACCGGGGGCACAGGGGCUUUCCCUUCCACCUUCUAUGCCGCCAAAGGGGCGGCGGCGGCGGCGGCAGCAGCAGCAGCGUUCUCUGGCAUCCCCGGUCCAGGCGCCCCCGCCAGCGAGGGGAGUCCGCCCAGCGACCAGUCGGAAGGCAGCAACGCGGGCUCGGCCGACGAGGAGCAGUUGGAUACGGCGGAGAUUGCUUUCCAGGUGAAGGAGCAGCUCCUCAAGCACAACAUUGGCCAGCGCGUCUUCGGGCACUAUGUCCUGGGCCUGUCUCAGGGCUCCGUCAGCGAGAUUCUGGCCAGGCCGAAGCCGUGGCGCAAGCUCACCGUCAAGGGCAAAGAGCCCUUCAUCAAGAUGAAGCAGUUCCUCUCGGACGAGCAGAACGUCCUGGCCCUGCGGACCAUCCAGGUGCGCCAGAGAGGUAGCAUCACACCGAGGAUUAGGACACCAGAAACCGGCUCUGACGACGCCAUCAAGAACAUCCUAGAACAAGCCAAGAAGGAGAUUGAGUCACAGAAAGGAGGGGACACCAAGAGCUCCACUGCGGCCCAGGCGGUCACUAACGGCAGCGGCUCCAGCAACUCGGAAGACGCCAUCAAGAGCAUCUUGGAGCAGGCCCGGCGGGAGAUGCAAGCUCAACAGCAAGCCUUGCUGGAGAUCGAAUCGGGCAGCAGCAGCAGUGCCAGCAGGCCGGUCACCACCCCGCCUGCAGAACGCUCCACCCUGGCGGCCGUCAGCCAGAACAUUGUCCAGGCUUACAUCAAGCAGGAGGAGGGGAUGCUGGGCCCAAACACCAGCGGCAGCAUGGCACAGACGCCCUUGACGGUGCUGUCCCCGGCUGCCUUCGUGCAGAACAUCAUCCGCAAGGUCAAGUCCGAAAUCGGGGACGCCGGCUCCUACUUCGACCAGCACUGGGCUUCCGAGAGGAGCUUGUUGAGCCGCCCGUACACCUCGGUGUCGCCCUCCCUCUCUUCAUCAUCCAGCUACUCCAGCAUGGCCAACGGGCGGGUGUGGCAGCGGGGCGAGCCUGGCGACGCCAUCCCGAACGAGGAAGACCUCCCGACCUCCGAGGACGAGCCCCACAGGGUGCUGGAGGUCAAAUCGGAAGCGGCGGGGUCAGAGCCCCAGGGCUCUGGGCGCCUCUCUUACUACCCCUCGUACGUGCCAAGGACACUCAAGCCCACCGUCCCACCCCUGACCCCAGAGCAGUACGAGAUGUACAUGUACCGGGAAGUGGACACGUUGGAGCUGACGCGGCAGGUCAAGGAGAAGCUGGCCAAAAAUGGGAUCUGCCAGCGCAUCUUUGGGGAAAAGGUGCUCGGACUAUCGCAAGGGAGCGUGAGUGACAUGUUGUCCAGGCCCAAGCCAUGGAGCAAGCUGACACAAAAAGGGCGGGAACCUUUCAUCCGGAUGCAACUCUGGCUCACGGAUCAGCUAGGCCAAGGGAUAACCCAGCAGGCCAACCCGCCUCAUGCCAGUCCUGGGGAGGCUCGGUCUUCCCCUUCCCCACCACCUAGUCCCUCAGAGCAAGAGAAAAGUCCCCUGGAGCCCCUGAGCCUCACGCUGGAAAGCAGUAAAGAAAACCAGCAGCCAGAGAGCAGGUCCGGCUCCUCGCUCAGUGGGAAGCUCUGUCCCAACAACAACCAGGCGCCCGUCGGCAUUCAGGAGAUCGUGGCCAUGUCCCCAGAGCUGGACACGUACGCCAUCACCAAGAAGGUCAAGGAAGUCUUGACGGAUAACAACCUUGGUCAGCGGCUUUUUGGGGAGAGCAUCUUGGGCCUGACUCAGGGCUCUGUCUCCGACCUCCUUUCGAGGCCUAAGCCGUGGCACAAACUGAGCCUUAAAGGAAGGGAGCCGUUUGUCCGCAUGCAGCUCUGGCUGAACGAUCCGCACAACGUUGACAAGCUCCGGGACAUGAAAAAACUGGAGAAGAAAGCCUAUUUGAAGCGUCGCUAUGGGCUGAUCAGCACUGGCUCCGACAGCGAGUCCCCCAACACCCGCUCUGAAUGUCCGAGCCCCAGCCUCCAGUCGCAAGAUCUCAGCCUCCUGCAGAUCAAGAAGCCGAGGGUGGUCCUGGCUCCUGAAGAGAAGGAGGCCCUGAAAAAGGCGUAUCAGCUGGAGCCAUACCCAUCCCAACAGACAAUUGAAUUGCUCUCUUUCCAGCUGAACCUCAAGACCAACACAGUGAUCAACUGGUUCCACAACUACAGAUCCCGGAUGCGCCGGGAGAUGCUGGUGGAAGGGGGACAGGAUGACACUGAUCCGGAGCAGAGCACAACCCCAGCAGGCAAUCUGCUCAAGGGCCCGCAGCAGCCCCAGAGUCCCGACUCGGAAGGAGAGGACAGGAAACCCGCCUUCAGAGAUGCCGAGUGCCAAGGAGAAAGCGAGUCGCUGGUCAGGGUCAAGGAGGAGCAGCUGGAGGCCGGUGAGAAGGAGGAGCGCUCGCAUCCCCGGGAUUCUUGUAGCCUGGAUGGGGAGACGGAGCCUGUCUCUGGGCCCAGCCUCAAAGAAGAGCAGGUGGAGGCAGCGUGUACAGCAAGCCCAAGCCAGGCUCCCAGCCUCACCUGGGGCGCUGCCCCACAUAGCAAAACGCACAUAUCCGGGGCUCCCGAUUAUUCCUCUUUGCCGAACCCCAUGGAGUCGGACAGUGGCGAGAGGCCCCACCCUGACCCCAUUAGCUUUAAGUCCACUUCCGAGUCCUCUCGGUGCAGCUUAGAGGUCUCUCUGAACUCCCCAUCCGCGGCCUCCUCCCCGGGCCUCAUGAUGUCCGUUUCUCCCGUCCCAUCCUCCUCCGCCCCCAUGUCCCCGCUGCCGCUGAGCAACGCUGCUGCCAAAGCGCAGAGUUCAAGCCCUGCCACAGAAACUGGCGCCACGGCCCCAAACGCCAGACUGAGUACAAACAUUCAGCGACGGCACGAGAAGAUGGCAAACCUCAACAGCAUUAUCCAUAGGCUGGAGAGAGCGGCCAACCGAGAAGAGACCCUGGAGUGGGAAUUUUGAGGGGGGAAAUAAGCCACCCAGGAGCUAAGCUCUGUGGAAUACACCGACGAAGCAGGGAGUCAUAGCAGAGUGUGUAUAUAUAUAUAUAAAAAAGAAAUAGAGCUAUAUAUAUAUAUAUACAUAUUAUAUAUAUAUUUUAAUAAUUUCAUCAAGUACUAAGGGAGAGACAAAAGAAUCAACUCCAUUUGUUGAACAAGAGUGAUUAACAGCUACGCUGUAGCUCCUUUUUCGUAGCUCCUGACGGGAAGAUAAAACUCACUCUUUUUUUUUUUUUUUUGCUUUUAAAUGUGAAAAACAAACAUAAAA